Molecule: messenger RNA, 913 nt
Organism: Cantharellus anzutake
Lineage: Eukaryota; Fungi; Basidiomycota; Agaricomycetes; Cantharellales; Hydnaceae
Exons: 1
Coding region: 118-756 (212 amino acids)
Source: RefSeq, a predicted model, not a curated record
CAAUAACUAAAUCAUUGAGGUGAUAUGUAUAUACUUUUUCCCGUUCCCCCCCCCCCUCCACUUGCGCCACAUGCACACCUCACGGCCAGCCCCCAAAAGCUAGAUGGGUAUCUAUCUAUGGAUCCCAUCACGAUCCAUUCAACCACCAGGUUCACACCUCCAUGCAAAACGAACCUCCAAUUUGAAAGAUCCAACGACCCGUCCUACAACCAAAUGACUUCUUCUUCCACUCGCUUUCUUCUCUUCCUUUCUCGUCCAUCCUCACCAUCACCCCCUUCCCCUUCCCUAUUCACACCCUCAUCCUCCACCUCAAUACCCUCAACGCCCUCCCCAUCCUCACUUCCCUCGUCCUCCCCAUCCUCAUCCCCGCUCUCCCUCUCCCCCUCCCCCUUUACCACCCGAUCCAAAAUUUCACACCACCACUUCUCCAUAACCUCCCUCUCAACGCUCCUCCUCCCAAAUCCAGCACACAACGUCCUAAUAACCUUGCUCGCUUCCUCCCCCAAUUUCCCUUUUCUCAAAAGCCAUUCCGCCCAUACUUUACUCGCUCGUCUUUCCUGCCCUUUGAUGAUCCUCCACCGCUCAAAGAUGAGUUCCAGGAUAGGUUUAAGUUCGAGGUGGGGGUUCUUCGUAGGUGUCGUAGUGAUAGCGAUCGUUGAAUUCGAAUUCGAGUUUGUGCUUGCGUCUCGUCGUGAUGUCGAGGAAGAAGAGGAUACGUCGGCGAGCGACGCUUCAAAGGUGAAUGCAGAGGGAUAGAAAGUAGAUGAGGGAAAUUGUUUUGUCGUAAGGUGUCGUAAAUCUGCCAUUCGUUCGGAGGGCGUUAGACGUGGGUGGCGUCGUUGGAUAUAAUGAAGCAAAAGGGAGGUAUGGACUACCGUUAGCGAGUAUGAUUUCGAUUCUCGUAAGAGUUCCU